This is a messenger RNA of Monodelphis domestica (gray short-tailed opossum), 1095 nucleotides long. RefSeq lists its product as uncharacterized. NCBI's taxonomy places the organism in Eukaryota, Metazoa, Chordata, Mammalia, Didelphimorphia, Didelphidae. Gene Ontology annotation, molecular function: RNA binding. The record is from RefSeq and is a predicted model, not a curated record.
GACUCUUGCUCGGACCUUUAAGAGAUAGCGCUUUCUAAUAAUUCAGCACUCUUGCCAUACGCGUGCUUUGCUGCAAUCAUGAGUGAACUUCAGGAAGAAGUAGGAUGGCUCGAUCAAGGAUUCAGCCGCCCCAAGCCUUCCAGGAGAGAACGCCGCCGCCGCCGCCGCCAAGAGGCAGAGGCAGAGGCAGAGGCAGAGGCAGAGGCAGAGGCAGAGGCUGAGACUGAGGCUGAACAUGAGGCUGAACCAGAGGCUGAGGUAGAGGCAGAGGCAGAUGCAGAGGCAGAGGUAGAGGUAGAGGCAGAGGCAGAGGUAGAGGUAGAGGUAGAGGCAGAGGCGGAGGCUGGGGCACAGGCACCAGCACAAGGAGAGGCAGAAGCGGAGGCCGAGGCCGAAGCGAAAGACUACGAGCCCAGAAGCACCCUAUUUAGAAAGAGAGAGGCAACGGCAUCGCUUUGUUUGCCAAUUGACAAAAAUCUCGUGGGCGCCCUGAUUGGCUAUAGGGGCUCUACCGUGAGAGCGAUCGAGCAACUAACCAGCACGCACAUCAGUAUCAAAGAAAGAGGAGAUCAGCAGUCUGUCUGCAUUUAUGGAUCCUAUGAAGCCUGCGGAAGAGGACUAGAUGUAGUCGAAUGUGUCCUCGGUUGGUACCAGCCAGCAGAGAAAUAGGGCUUAUCUGAUCUCGGAGUACCGCUGCCUCCUGACAAAAGUAGAGCAUCUCCCAGAGUUCUUUCUCUUCCCUGUAAAACCUUUCUUUUUCCAGUCCUUUUCCAACUUUAAGAAAUGUCUCUUAAUAUCCUGCUCUGAGCUGAACACUUCUAGGGACCCAGAGAUGGACUUCUCACAAAGACUUUGCUACCAAUCAAUGCCAGGACCAACCUUUCUCCCAGAAGAGAUGACCGAAGAGGGGGGGACUCAAUAUGAACAAAACUUAUUUUGGAUCAAGAAACCAAAGUGGGCAUUUUGCCACAUCGGGGAUAUUGGUUUAAAGAAGUUUUUCUUUUUUUCCUAUUUAGAGGUGGAAAAGGGAAAAUAGAUGGGAGAGAAAAAGAAAAGGUUGUUCAUUGAAAAAAUAAAAUGAAAUGUCAAAAUCUA